Messenger RNA from Didymodactylos carnosus, 672 nucleotides. Lineage: Eukaryota; Metazoa; Rotifera; Eurotatoria; Philodinida; Philodinidae. The record is from the annotation of a GenBank genome assembly.
AUGUCAAUGUUAACAUUAGAAACACUACCAUUCGAAUUAUAUUUUCAUAUAUUUCAAUAUUUAUUACCUCACGAAAUACUACAAACAUUUUUAAAUAUAAAUUCACGUUUUAAUUCAGCUAUUAAUCUCUGUUGUUGUAAACGUAUUAGUCUUGUCGGUGUUUCAACAGUACACUUUCAAUAUUAUUAUCAUCAUGUUAUUCCAAAACUUAAAAAAGAGAAUAUUAUUGCAUUACACUUAUCUUACAGAAAUGUAACAUCACAAGUUAUUCUACAAAAAUUUUUCGAUUUAGAACAACAUCAGCACUUAACAUAUUUACGAUUGUGUAUAAAUGUUAAUCAUUCGACGGAUAGUUGUUGUUACAAUUUGCUGUGUCAAGAAGUGUUCUCAAUACCAACAUUAAAAAUAUGUUAUUUAUUAAAGUAUAACGAUAUUCCAAAACUAGUAUUGACAUCUCAGGCUGUAAAACUUGAAUAUUUGGAAAUUCAUUUAGGCUAUAAAAAUGGCUUAUUGAUGUUGUUAAACCACAUACCAUCGAUUAAACAUUUGUCUGUUUCAAUUAUUGCAGAUGAUAAAGACAUCAACACCACCACCACCGACGAUUCAACAGCAAUAGUACAACUCCCGUGCGGUUUGAAAUGGUGUGUAUAUGUCAUUUUGAAGCCCGUUUAA